Messenger RNA from Lotus japonicus, 618 nucleotides. RefSeq lists its product as uncharacterized. The transcript has 2 exons. The coding region runs from base 1 to 618 and encodes 205 amino acids. The record is from RefSeq and is a predicted model, not a curated record. Lineage: Eukaryota; Viridiplantae; Streptophyta; Magnoliopsida; Fabales; Fabaceae.
AUGGGAGAAAAGAUUCGUGAGAAAAAUGUGGAAGAAAGAGUAGGAAGUAGUGGUGAGAAAAAUAAGGAAGGAGAAAAAAAUGAGGAGAAGAACAAAGAGAGAAACACCCAAAAGUCUCCACUGGAAAAGAAACUUCCUUAUCCACAUGUUCCUACAAAGCUUGAUAGGGAAAGGCAAUUUGCUAGGUUCAUGGAUAUCUUCAAAAGGCUGCAAAUCAACAUUCCAUUUGGAGAAGCAUUGGAGCAAAUGCCAACCUAUGCAAAAUUCUUGAAAGAAUUGUUAACAAAGAAAAGGAGGUAUCAGGAUGAAGAGGUAAUUCACUUGAGUACCAACUGUAGUGCCAUCAUUCAAAACUUCAUUCCUGAGAAUCUAAAGGAUCCUGGGAGCGUCACAAUUCCUGUUACUAUUGGCAAUAUAUCAGUGGGAAAAGCUCUGAUUGAUUUGGGAGCUAGUGUUAGCCUUAUGCCGUUAUCCAUGAUGAAAAGGGUAGGUGGCUUGGAGCUGAGGGCAACCAGGAUGUCUUUGCAGCUAGCAGAUAGAUCAGUCAAAUACCCAGUUGGCAUAGCAGAGGAUGUUUUGAGGAUGAGGUUCCUAUCAUUUUGGGAAGACCUUUCAUGA